This is a messenger RNA of Aspergillus glaucus CBS 516.65, 744 nucleotides long. RefSeq lists its product as uncharacterized. The transcript has 3 exons. The record is from RefSeq and is a predicted model, not a curated record. NCBI's taxonomy places the organism in Eukaryota, Fungi, Ascomycota, Eurotiomycetes, Eurotiales, Aspergillaceae. Bases 1 to 744 code for a protein of 247 amino acids.
AUGGCGUCUGUGGUGCGAUCAUGGAUGCAUCAAGGAGGCGAGAUCACAGGCUUUGAUCAAGUUGCCAGGCCGUACCUCCUUCAAUAUGCUGGAGCCAAGGAAUUCAACAGCAGUGAAGAAGUUACUGAUGCCCUCCAAAAUGUCAUUCUACAGCAUGCAGAUAUCCGCACCUUCAUCCAACAUUAUGAAGUGGAUGUUGAUGUUGAUGUUCAGGGAAUUAUCUGCAAAACAGGUUCUCAAACACCAUUAGUGCGAUUUGCGUGCUUGUUGAGCGCCUCAAUUGACCUGAAUCAACCAUAUAAGCUCUCUCCUGAAGAAUCCAAAUCCCUCAAUUGGCUCCCUGUGGUUCAUGCACGGCAGGACAUAGUAAAUAAAUGCAAAUGGACAUGGGAUGACCGCAAAGCCAAGUUAGACCGUGCCAGUAUGGCAUGCCAAACUACCUUUGGCCACCUUGAUGAAGGAGCGCUUUCCAAGCACCAUCAUCAUCUACAGGAGAAGCUGGAACUUUUCCAGGAUUGGACAAUGGAAGCAAAGCAGAAGUAUAACAAAGCUGAGAAUCUAGAAUGGUAUCAGAAUGAGCAACCCAUGAUCAACCUUGAAUGUCAACUGGCAGGGAAGCUGGUGGAUACCAAGGUGAUGGGGGCUCUGGAGCACAAGGGUUGUAUGCCUCCACAGCAUUUAACAGUGAUUGAUGCCACCUUGAGCAUGCCAGGUGCCACCCUUGAAGCGGAGUAUCAGCGUUGA